AUGUCGCUGACUACUUCAAUCCACAACAACAACCGAUUUGCUGGACAAGAAAAACUCAAGAACCAUCUUCAACGCAACGGACCAGGAAACAACGCAUACACCCAUAUCAUGUCCGCACAACAAUCACAAGGUAUCCAAGCCCUCUUGGACGCCGAGAAAGAAGCAGCCCGGAUCGUAGAGAAAGCCCGGGAAUAUCGAUCGCAGAAGUUGAAAGACGCUCGAGGAGAGGCUGCUAAAGAGAUCGAAACUCUGAAGUCCAAACGGGAAGAUGAGUUCAAGGAGUUCGAACAACAGCAUUCUGGUAAUACUGACUCUCAACAAAAAGUUUUAGAAGAAGAGACUAAACAGAAAAUUGAGGUCAUUAAAUCCGAGUUCAAUAAGAAUAAGGCUCAAGUGGUGUCUGAUUUAUUAUCUAAAGUGACGGAUGUUCAACCGGAAUUACAUCGAAAUUACAAAUUAGGAAUCCAUCAAUUGAAGUAGUCAUCAUCCAUCAUCUUCUUCUUCCUAAAAACACCAUUUUUUUGUUUUCCCUAUUUUAUAGUGUCCUUAUUGGUGAUGAUGUGUAAUAUUGUACAAAUGAUUACUGCAUUCUUUUCUUCUUCUACUUCCAAUUGUCUUCCCCUUGUUCUUCAGGAGAAUUAAACUUCCUCUUCUUCAUCAAGAUGGGCAUUGUACUGUGUGUGUGCUAAGUGCGACUUGGUGACCGAAAGAAGUUUGUGUGGUGAUGAUGAGGGACAGAUUCUUGGAGUGAUUUCCUCUUGUGGUGUUGAUCUGAGUUUAGUGUUUAAUGUUUUUUUUUUUUU
Molecule: messenger RNA, 803 nt
Organism: Puccinia graminis f. sp. tritici CRL 75-36-700-3
Lineage: Eukaryota; Fungi; Basidiomycota; Pucciniomycetes; Pucciniales; Pucciniaceae
Product: V-type ATPase, G subunit
Exons: 6
Coding region: 1-480 (159 amino acids)
Biological process (GO): proton transmembrane transport
Cellular component (GO): vacuolar proton-transporting V-type ATPase complex
Molecular function (GO): proton-transporting ATPase activity, rotational mechanism
Source: RefSeq, a predicted model, not a curated record